CGCCAGGAUCGGGGAUAGAUAUGUCGUACAGGUGUUGUCUCGUCUGCUAUUUACGCCGUCAAGGCCCUCUCGCUACCUUGAUGCUUUUUCUUGCAAUGCCAACAGAAUACAGCCAUGCAACAGCCCUCCAUCCGGCGCUACGGUCAUAGUAGACGUCGCAUCUGGAUCCUGCUGGUUGCGCCGGCCAUUGGGCUGAUGCUGCUGUGGUCAUGGCUACAAGGGCCUUAUUCCAUUUUCCUCGAGCAGAUCCUCGCCGCAAAUGCACGCAGUGUGAAUGAUGCAGAGUAUAAAAACGGGAUGAGCGAGCUCGCCGUGAUUCUCAAGACCGGCGUGACCGAGCCAUUACAGAAAGUGGCCGUACAUAUCGAAACCACACUGUCAGACGUGCCUUUCUACGCUGUCUUCUCCGACUACCAAGAGACAAUCGCCGGCGUCCCGACAUACGAUGUCCUUCGCAACGUGAGCGACCGCGUGAAACAGCAUAUCCCAGAUUUCGACCUCUACAACCGCAUCCAACAACGCGGCCGGCAGGUUCUAGCUGGCCCCGACCACGGCGACGACUCCAGCGGCCCGUUUGGCCGCCAGAACAACCCUGGCUGGAGACUCGACAAAUGGAAAUUCCUCCCCAUGAUUUCCCUCGCGCUGGACCUCAGACCGGAUGCGAAAUGGUUCGUAUUUAUCGAGGCUGAUUCGUACAUCGUCUGGCCGAGCUUGGUAAACUUGCUAUCUCGCCUCGACGCCCGCGAGGACCUGUAUUUAGGGUCUCCCAUGCAAAUCGGCACAACCGUGUUUGCGUACGGAGGAGCAGGCUUUGUGCUUUCGAAUUCAGCGAUGAGGAAAGUGUCCAAACACCGUACGGAGAAUGAGCAGCGAGUGGAUGAUUUCACGGCAAUGCAUUGGGCUGGCGACUGUGUGCUGGGCAAGGUCCUGCUCGAUGUUGGCGUUGCGCUGCAUAGUUCGUGGCCGAUGCUGCAGCCCGAUACGCCAUGGGAGCUAGACUUUGUCAGGGAGAAAAGUAAUCGACGUACGUGGUGUUACCCGCUGAUCUCGUAUCAUCAUAUGACUGCGGAUGAUGUGCGUGAGAUGUGGAGGUUUGAUCGAUGGUUCAACAGAUACGACACAUCAGCAAGACCGCUCCUCUACCGCGACGUGUUCCGGCACUUCGUCCUCCCUGAGAUUCUAUCGCAACGAGGUGGAUGGGACAGUCUGGCCGAGGACGCAGGAAAUCACAGUCAUUUUACUCUCGACGGCUGUGCGCGUCGGUGUUCUGACGAUACGCAAUGUCUGCAAUACGCGUACCACGUCAAUGGAAGUUGUUUUACAUCGCGAGGCGUCAGAAGAGGUGUGCCGAGGGGGGGAGUUGAGUCAGGGUGGAUGGUUGAUCGGAUUCUUGAGAAGAUGAGGGAAUACGAGCUGGGGUGUUAACUUAACCAAAGAUUUAUUUCUUUAGAUUUAGGU
Molecule: messenger RNA, 1458 nt
Organism: Talaromyces proteolyticus
Lineage: Eukaryota; Fungi; Ascomycota; Eurotiomycetes; Eurotiales; Trichocomaceae
Exons: 2
Coding region: 115-1425 (436 amino acids)
Cellular component (GO): membrane
Molecular function (GO): glycosyltransferase activity
Source: RefSeq, a predicted model, not a curated record